AGCAGUAGGACUCGAACCCGCGGCUUUGGACGUGCCAGGCUCAUACCCGCUAACCAGGACUAGGACCAGGACCAGCACCAGGACCAGGUCCAGGAAGGAGCAGGUCCCGCCCUGAAGCCGGAGGCCCCGAGCAGCGGAACUCUCGGAUACCUCGGAUACCGCGGAGUUCUGCCACAAGGUGUGGUUUUCUGCUCCGAACCGAGCAGGACCAGGACCUCCAGGUGGGAAGAACAAGGGGAAAAGUUCAGGGAAAGUUCUGAACACCUUGAGCUAUAACUUUGAGAACUCGGACCUGGACUUUCCUCGGUUUGGCUGCUUUGACUCCGGGCGGACUGAAGGGACCGGACCCCCGGAUACAGAUCCAGAUCCAGAUCCAGGACCUGCACCAGGACCAGGACCAUGAGCGGGGAAGAGGACCGGCUGAAGCUGGUGGUGGUGGGCGGAGGGGGGGUGGGCAAGAGCGCGCUCACCAUCCAGUUCAUACAGUCCUACUUCGUGUCGGACUACGACCCCACCAUCGAGGACUCCUACACCAAGAUCUGCACCGUGGACGGGAAGGAGACGCGGCUGGACAUCUUGGAUACCGCAGGUCAGGAGGAGUUCGGUGCCAUGAGGGAGCAGUACAUGCGAUCAGGAGAAGGCUUCCUACUGGUGUUUGCACUGAAUGACCGGGGCAGUUUCCAUGAGGUCCAGAAGUUUCACACCCAGAUCCUGAGAGUGAAGGACAGGGACGACUUCCCCAUGGUGCUGGUGGGAAACAAGGCGGACCUGGAGCAGCAGCGGGUGAUCUCCCGGGAGGACGCCCAGGCCUUCACCAGAGAGAACCGGAUCCACUACAUGGAAGCCUCGGCCAAGAACCGCUACAACGUGGACGAGUCCUUCUUGGAGCUGGUCCACAUCAUCAGACGUUUCCAGGAGAUGGAGUGUCCUCCUCCUCCAGCUCACAGCACGAGGAAGCAGAAAAGUGCUGGCUGUCCCUGUGUCAUCCUCUGAGCGCCGUUGCCAUGGACACCAGAGCCUCCUGCUUCCACAGCCUGUACAAAAAGAUGUGUGUGUCUGUGUGUGUGAGUGAGUGAGAGAGAGAUGGAUAUGGUGCACCAUCAGUCUUCCAGAUGGUUUCCUUUGCAAUUUGUCAAAAGGAACUUUUAAGUCAGAUAUUGUAAUCGGGGUGUAAAGGGAGGGUGAUUCAGCUGCUUGGGUGUGGCGUCGCUGAGCGAGUGACCGAUGAAUGAUGAUUGUUGCACUUCAUGGUGUGUGUGUGUCCACAAAGUUAAACAUUACCACACUCUGAUCUGUUAGUGCCUUAAAGAUUUGAUGACAUCUGUUUUUGCAGGAGCAAAUGUCAGCUGUGAUGUCAUCACAUCAGUGUGUUUGGGGAGGGAACAAAACAAAACAAAGCCCCAAUGUAUUUCCAUGUCUGUGUGCAGCUAUGAGCACAUCAGGAAUGUGCACGAAACA
Molecule: messenger RNA, 1458 nt
Organism: Cololabis saira (Pacific saury)
Lineage: Eukaryota; Metazoa; Chordata; Actinopteri; Beloniformes; Belonidae
Gene: rras
Product: RAS related
Exons: 6
Coding region: 400-993 (197 amino acids)
Biological process (GO): signal transduction
Cellular component (GO): plasma membrane
Molecular function (GO): GDP binding; GTPase activity; GTP binding
Source: RefSeq, a predicted model, not a curated record